CUCAUACUAUCACGGGGAUUAAGUUUAGAGUCGCGUUCUACGAUCAGGACAUUCAAACAACAACGAAAUCGCACCGUGGAAUAUUGAUUCUCUGCAUCGGACAGAUAAAUUGCUUUGGUUAUAAUGCUGGUACGGUGAUCCGUACCCAGAUUGAGUACCGGAAGUCAGAUUCCAAAAGAGUCGAUCCGGUCACGUACCACACGUUACAAAUUGAACCCAACUGCAACAAUUUCAAUGUCUAGUCCUACAAAGGCCAGCCCAAACCGACCCUCGUUGAGUUCUUAACGAGCAUUGUGAAUUUGGAGAAUGCUAUGUCUGGCACCGAGAUCAACAGCGAGAUUUCCUACAUCCUUGCUGUUUUGGACUAUCUCCAGACGAAUCAAAUGCUUGUACACUACGAGAAAGAGAGUAUAAAGAAAAUGUUGGAGCAAAUCAAAUCUCUGCAGAUCAAUGCUCCAAAACUCUCAAAGAUCCCGGGCAUUUCAAGGCUCAGCUGGGGUUUUUAUUCUUCAUCCAAGAAAACCUGGGUGACAGCGAGCAGGAUGAAGCUUCCGUCAGGGGUGAAGUUCCAGUUUCUCUGCUUCGGAGUUCAGCACUGCUUUGGCCUUGAUUCUGAUGGGAAAGUCCAAGAUAUAGCACCUCAACUUUCGGGUGCAAAUUUUGUUGAUACACGAUACCACCUCGCGUGGGACAAUUCAAAAGAAUACCCUUCAUUCAAUCUGAAAAAAUUCGAGGAAUUCUCCAAAACGUCUACAUUCUUCACUCGCUUGUUCAGCACUCCCUUCGCAGAUAUUGAGCCUGCCAUCGAGAAGGAGAUUGGACUGAAGAAAGGAGUUGAUGAGGACGAGAAUACGUUUUUCUUCCGUGCCUUGUUGAAGUAUAUGGCGUCGAAGGAAAUAAUCACUAAUUACAACGAACAGAGAUAUGACCAGGAGAUCAAGGAUUUGGAACUCAUCAGGACGAAGGAUUCGAAGGCUCCCACUCUCCUCGAUAAUUCAAACACUCCCAGGGUGAUGGGCAGUGGUUCUACGCAGGCAGGGGCACCGGAGGGCUCUGGUAACAAUUCCUCUGUUGGGGGUUCAACAAGAGUGACUGUAUCCAGUUUGCUACGACCGAAUGCCACUUUCGAUCCCAACAUUAAUAAUCUACUAAAUUAGUUGAGGGCAUUGCUUACGCUGGCAGCCGGUUGUACAUCUUGACCUGUCUUAAUUUGGAGAUCAUAUCGGAUGUUUACUAUCCAAUACUCCCAAAAGCUGAAUCUGAAACUGGUGUUUUCAUCGUUGACUAAUACAUAAACUGCUGGAAGAUGAAAAGAGGAAGAUGAACAGAGAUGGAUGGCGACUAGCGUCAUCUAUGGCCAUCAAAACUGAAUUGUUGUGAUUGUCGCUCAUUAUUUCAGAGGAUAUCGGUCUUUCCAAUUGCCAAACGGUCGCAAUUUAUGAAACAUUGAAGUCCGGAUAAAUUCCAUGUUGAUGCUGUAAGUGUGAUUUCUGCAACUGAGGCGUCGACUGUAAUGUCCUUGUUGUUCCGGAUGUGCAUUGCCUGACAUUCUCUAUUCUUCUAUGGCAC
Lentinula edodes (shiitake mushroom) is the source of this 1569-nucleotide messenger RNA. RefSeq lists its product as uncharacterized. Bases 312 to 1157 code for a protein of 281 amino acids. The transcript has 2 exons. NCBI's taxonomy places the organism in Eukaryota, Fungi, Basidiomycota, Agaricomycetes, Agaricales, Omphalotaceae. The record is from RefSeq and is a predicted model, not a curated record.